Messenger RNA from Ustilago hordei, 1560 nucleotides. RefSeq lists its product as uncharacterized. The coding region runs from base 1 to 1560 and encodes 519 amino acids. The record is from RefSeq and is a predicted model, not a curated record. Lineage: Eukaryota; Fungi; Basidiomycota; Ustilaginomycetes; Ustilaginales; Ustilaginaceae. The transcript has a single exon.
AUGGCGCACGGGCUGCUGCUCGUUGGCGCCAUUGCCCUUGCAUCACUACCCACAACCCAUGCACACGGACAUCACACCCACGGACCAGCCGACAACUCAAUACCCAUCGAUUCCAUCCUCUGGAUCCAUAUCGGCGUCCAAACUUUCGCCUGGUUCCUCCUCUUUCCCCUCGCCAUGGUCUUAGGCAUGGUUCGACAUCGCCUCCACGUCCCAGUAGCCACUACCUCUCUCCUUCUCACCGUAGGCGGCUACUUUCUCGGCCACGGCCACAAAGGACGACAAUUCCCACACACCGCACACGGAACCUUGGCCUCCCUUCUCGUCUUCUAUCUCGCCGCACAAACCUUCCUCGGCAUCUACCUCAAACUCCAUCUCCAAUGGCGACCUGAAAAAUGGAUCCGUCCCACCCUCGUCACUAUCCACGGCAUCCUCGGCAAAUCCUUUCCCAUCGUCGGCUGGGUCCAGAUGGUGUUCGGCAUCAGCACCCUCCAAUCCUGGUGCUUCGGUGGACACCUCGGUCAGUGUCUAGCGCACUACAUUAUGGGAUCUGCUUUCCAAGCCUACGCCGCGAUUCUGGUGAUUAUGAUGAAAGCGGGGGGUGAUUGGCUCCAGAGGAGAGGACAGAGUCAGGAAUGGUUUGAUUCAUGGGUGAUCAUGUUGUGGGGUAUCGUGAAUACAUUUACCGAGCACCACGGUGGGCCUUGGACGCAUAAGGAUUUGCAGCAUACGUUGAUGGGCGCGUUGUGGUGGGCUGGUGGUGCGGUUGGGAUUUGGUUGAGUAGAGGUGGGAGAAGGAAUGUGUUCCCGUCGAUUAUCAUUAUUUCGACUGGGUGGGCGAUGAGUGCGCAUUCGCAGGCUUUGAUGAUUUCGACGAUGGUGCACUCCUUAUUCGGAUAUGCACUGAUGGGGGCGGGUAUUGCGAGGAUGAUCGAGGUCUGUUUUGUGCUGCAAGAUCGACCUACCGGCAGUACACGGGAGACGCCAGACAGAGCGGUGAGGAGCGAAGAGGCAGUGAAUGGAAGUUGGUAUCCUAUUAGGGCGUUCCAGUAUCUGCCGCCGUAUCUGUUGGUGGCUUCAGGGGUGCUGUUCAUGUCGGCAACGGAUGAAGAGUUGAGAUGGGCAGAUGCAAGGGGAGUGGAUCACGCGACGUGGGGGUUGAUCGAUUUCAGUGCGAGUAUGUUGAUGUUCUUGUGGAUCAACGUGCUGGUGGAUCUAUAUGUGGGGUAUGGUGGAAGGUAUGGAGCUGCGAAGAGGUAUGCAUUGCUGGCGAGAGGUGGCGAUAGAGAGGCUGAAGGGGUAAGCAGAUCGAUGUAUUCAAGACUCAGUAUGGGUAAUGGGAACGGUGCAGCUCAGAGUGAGGAUGCGACAGAACAGCUCGAGUUGAAUGGAUUGAAUGGGAAGAGAGCUUUGCACGCCAGGAGAGACGAGGAAGAGGAGAUGGAGCCAAGUCACGUGCUGUUCGAUGAAGAGGAUGAGGAUCCCUUUGAGGAAAAGGAAGUUGAUGGCGAGAGUAGCGCAAGUGGGAGUGGGAGCGGGGCUAGGGGUCGGAUCCAUCUCUAG